AUGGCAAAGGAUUUGAUCUAUUCAUUGGAAGCUGAGGAUUUAGGCGGCCCAAGAAAAGAAUUUUUCAGACUGGUUCUUUCCGAAAUACAUGCCAAAUAUUUUGAGAAAGGACUGAAAGAUCAUCUGGCGGAAGAUUACCAGAUAGUUGGUAAAAUACUUGGACUAAGUAUCCUCCAAAAUGGAAAAUUGCCUCGUUUUUUGGAAGAGGAGAUCCUGGAAGAAAUAUUUUCCACUUCAUCAAAGCCAAAUUCAGCCAUCCAACACUUGCAAAAUGGUCUCAAAUGUCUUGGAAUACACCAGAUUGGAUGUCAGUUACCAAUGUUCUUGCACUUGUUGAGACGAAACCCACACCACAUGUUAACAGUGAAGCAGCUGGUACAUUUGCUUAAGCCUGAAUUUAGUCCUGAAGGGUCAAACAGUCGUUCCCUAGAGAACAAAGUGUAUGCAGCAUUUGUAAAAUACAUGAGGGAAGUAGCAAGCGGAAGAAGACAUGGAUUGUCAUUAUCAAGCAUCUUAACAUUUGUGACUGGCACAGAUGAGGAACCUGUUCUUGGUUUCCACAUUCAUCCUAGCAUUCAAUUCCAUGAGGUGCAAGAUUCUUUUUUGCCCUCUGCAAACACCUGUAUUGGCUGUCUCAGGUUGCCAAGGCCAGCACUGAAUGUACAGCUACCUGCCACUGAAGUGCUUUUCUCUUUAUAUGAUAUGGCAUUUCUUAACACAUUUUUUGGCACUAAGUAAAUAGCAGAUUUUAUGUCUGGAUCAUAGUUAUUAUUUCUGUUUGUUUUUGGUUGUUGGCAACAGCAAAUGUUCUGCACAAUAAUUAAUACAAAUAUUAAAAAAUGCCAAUUUUAAAAAUAGUACUAUAGAUGUCAAGAGCAUAGAACAAGGUAUUGUGAUAUUCAUUACAAAGGACUAUUAAUAUAUUAUAUAUAUCUGACCAUAUUCGCAAGAAUAUGCCUGCAGGUUGUCGUCACGGCUGGCUCAGGUGAAUGGCCCAGUCCAUGGACUAUCUGCUGGUGGCUUGCAGGGGGGGCAGGGGAGGGUGUCUCAUACGGACACCUCCUCUUAUUUAGACUUGGCCAUUUGAGUGACAAAUAAUGAGUUUCUUGAGUUGUUUUAGCUUGCUUGAAUGUUCUUUGUUGACAUGGCCCCCGGCUAGAGACACCCCUGUCACGUGCUUGCGUGGGGGGGAUUCUCCUAGCCACAGGGUGGUCAGAACACUCCUGGCCACUGGGACUGUCCUAGAGUCAACUGCGGACAUGCUCUGCGAAUACAGUCAGAUAUACAUUGAAGAUAAUAGGUUUAUCACUGAAGAAAUUGUUACAGUUUAAGAAUUUCAAUAUACAAUGUACAUGUACAUAUUAUUUCAUGGAGAAACUCAAACUCGGAAAAAAAUCACUUUGGAGGUGGAGUGGUCACAUUUAGAUAUGCCUCAAUGUGACACUGUGAUGUUGUUAGUGAAUUCAUACAUGAAAGGAGCUCAGUCACAGUAUUUUGAGUUAUGUUGGCCAUUAGCAAAAUUACCGUUUAACUCAAGGAAACCUGAAAAAUAAGACUUCACAAACUUAUGAUAGAAAAACACCACCAAGACAAUAAUAUACCACAAAGGAACAAGGAUGGUUAAAUAUAGAAGACUAACACGGAUUGCAAACUUUUCAAACUGUUUAGCCGUGACUGUGCUCCUUUAAUGUGACAGCAUGCUGUUAGUGAGUUCACAUGUGCCAGUCAGAACUUGGCUGUGUUGCCAUGUAAGACCCACAGACUGGCCCUUGCUCACUAUUGAGUCUCCGGUAGUGGUUAGAGCAUCCGACUAGAUCAUGGAGGGUCGGGUUCAAAUCCCAUCUGGGAGUCAGAUUUUUCCCGAGUUUGUGUUUCUCCAUGUAUUUAAAUUCGAUAUUUGUUCUUUUAAUAUACACUUUAUUUCAUCAUGUUGUGAAGAACUUUAUAUAAUGACGUCUAUGAUAUUCAAAAAAGUGCUUCUUGCUUUUUAUUUUACUCCCUUUCAUAAAGUGCUUGCAUUAAGCCAAUGAAACAAACAGCACUAUUUUACUAAGUAUUGAUAAUUAGAAGAAAACAAAAGAUUUAUUAGGAACUAAAACUAUUUAGUACUACAUUAUGCUCAUUGGUUGAGUGGGAGCACUUUGAAAAAUUCAAAAAAAUAGACUUUUAUUGGUGUUUUUAUUCUGUGGUACAUGUGAUUAAUAAAGAUCGCUUAAAUACAUGGUAA
Stylophora pistillata is the source of this 2227-nucleotide messenger RNA. RefSeq lists its product as uncharacterized. The record is from RefSeq and is a predicted model, not a curated record. NCBI's taxonomy places the organism in Eukaryota, Metazoa, Cnidaria, Anthozoa, Scleractinia, Pocilloporidae. Gene Ontology annotation, biological process: ubiquitin-dependent protein catabolic process; protein ubiquitination. Gene Ontology annotation, cellular component: cytoplasm. Gene Ontology annotation, molecular function: ubiquitin protein ligase activity.